CGGGCGCGGGGGAUGCUGGGGAGGGCGGAGCUGCCAGCUGCUGCAGCUGUUGCUGCGUUGUCCGCGGCGGCGGCGGGGAGCGGAGCGGAGCCGGGCUGCGGGGAGAGGCCCCCGGGCCGAGAGCCGGCUGCGCAGCGCGUUCAGGACUGUCUAGCCGACGCAUGAGCCAGCAUGAACGUGGGGACGGCUCACAGCGAGGUGAACCCCAACACCCGGGUCAUGAACAGCCGGGGCAUCUGGCUCUCCUACGUGCUGGGGAUUGGCCUGCUGCAUGUGGUCCUCCUCAGCAUCCCCUUCUUCAGUGUCCCCGUGGUUUGGACUCUCACCAACAUCAUCCACAACAUGAGUAUGUACAUCUUCCUGCACACCGUGAAAGGAACGCCCUUUGAGACUCCGGACCAGGGGAAAGCCCGGUUGCUCACGCACUGGGAGCAGAUGGACUAUGGGGUGCAGUUCACGGCAUCGCGCAAGUUCCUGACCAUCACGCCCAUCGUGCUGUAUUUCCUCACCAGUUUCUAUACGAAAUAUGACCGGAUACACUUCAUAAUCAACACCAUCUCCCUGAUGAGCGUCUUGAUCCCCAAGCUGCCCCAGCUCCACGGAGUCCGGAUCUUUGGGAUCAACAAGUACUGAGCCCCCUGGAUGAAGUGAGCUGAAGUGGAAGGGGAAACCCGGUCGUCUUAGUCCUCCCUCACCACCACCACCACCACCCCCCGCCAAAUCCGGGAUAUAAUUUCACAGCGGCUCUUUAAAUGCAGUAUCCAAUAGACGUGUAUGCCACAUGCAGGAUCCUCGUGCCCAAUAAAUCUAAGCAAACUCUGGAGUAGCAGAAUCCUGAGUAGAGUUUAGCAUGGAGCCAGGAGACUGGUGGGUGGACUUCUUGUGCUCCAGUAUCAUGAGUAGAUGCAGAUAGAGUGAGACGUUGAGGUACAAAUAGGUCAGUUUCUGGGGAGACUCCCAUCCAGAGGCCAAUACACUGAAUGGAGAGAGCAGGGGUGGGGAGAAAGCUUUAAGAGCUAGUAGUUAUUACGAUGGCAAAUGCACUUUAAAAUACAUUGGCCCUUUUUGAGGUUAGAAGCACUCGCGAAGGGCUACGUGGGGAAAUUAAAGGGGGACAUGGCCAGAUUUCCCAGGUGUGAAAAACUAGUUGGCCACUUUAAUUUUGGGAGGUGGAUUUUAUUCUUAAACCUCUCUCCUCCCGCUGGGGAGGGAAUCAUUUUUCUAAUGAGAAAACAGGAAGGAGCUUUCUUGUUUUCCAAGGUACCGUUUGUAUGAUUCAGGGGGAAGGAAUUGGAUUCCAAAUUGUUUCUGUUAAUUUAAACUAUAACCAAUGUCUUUGUUUAAAGUGGAAGUAGUUAUAUUUUAAAGCGUGUGUGAUGGGGGGUAUUAUCCCCCAUCACAUGCAGCCCUGCAGUGUUACCCUUAAUCCUACUGCCACAUAGGGCUAAGAGGUGUGAUGGUGCUGCUUGUUAGUUGUGUGAUUAAAAAUGUUAACACUGCCCAUCAGAGUGAUCGGAGUCACUUGACUUGGAGAUCGGGGAGGGGAAAGGCUGAUGACGGACAGGUUUGCUCUAGGUGAAGGAUGGAGCGUCGUCAGGUACGGUAAUGGGGUGUUGGUACAGGCAGAGAGGUGACCAUGACUGGUUUACAUGGGUCUCGUUCUUCCACCCCCUUUGCCCAGGACUCCAAUGUCUAAAUCUAGAUCAGUGGCAUUUGCCAAAUAUCAGUGGUGGGCACAUUUCAGCAUGUGACAGCCCAUGCAGAAAACCAUUCUCGGACUUCUGGUUGGGCCUGAUGACCUGUCAGCAGCAGACUAUGGGCCACAAGCGAGGUUUAAGGAGCUGUAGAACAGGAAUAUUGCAAUAGUGCUGCGUUGCUGAGUGAAGGCAGGAGCAGACGGCAAAUGUGGCUGGCCAGCAAGAGGGCAACGGGUCUGACCAGUCGCUGAAGCAUUUAACUUAUCAGUGGCAUAGAAAAUCCAAGCUGUGCAGUCUGUCGCAUCCCCAGACCAUGGCUGCAGGUUACCUGCCUGUCCGGGUCUGGACAGUGAAGGUGUUUGGCACAGCAGGGAGACAAGCAACUCUUGCUUUGCUGCCUUCUUCAUUAUCCGGAUUUGUUGUACUUGUUUAAAUCCAAAGCCCUGCUGUUCUGCCCCUGAACUGGUGGCUAGAUCCAGAGGUGGGGUACGGCACAUGUCAGUUAGUGGGUGGAACUUGCACCCCAAGAAAGUGAGGGGCAAUGGGGCAUUGCAGGGGGCAGUUAAACCACCAGGGGAGCUAACCAACCUUCUGUUUCUGACUCGUUUUGAUUUUGUUUAUGCAUCAUGAGCUUAUUUCAGGCUGCUCAGUGGAGCGAUCAUGUUUUCUGCACCCUGCAUUGCUGUGUGGGAGGGAACCCUACCUAGUAGAGCGUGUGUGUGUGUUUCUACUAAGGGGCUGUUAGCAGAUGAGCUAGUUAUCCACAGAGUCAGGAGCUGGUUUGGAGGACAAUGUGGGAUUUUUAAUUUAAUUAUAAUCUGCAAUAGAAAUGCAAUAAUCCCAGUGUGGAAAGAGAUUGUUGAAUAAAGUUUUGAUAAUCAUUGUUUGGGGUAAAUGACAGACUUGUAAUUAGUAGACGGGGGGGGGGAGGAUUUCCAAUAUAACAGGGAGGUUUGGAUAACUGAGGAUGAAGCAUAGUUGCAACACUGAAUCUCUCCUCCCCCCCCCCCCCCUCAAAAUUGCCAGCUAGAGCGAAGGGUUAGCAGCAGAACUGGCCCCAGUGGCUGGGGUAGCUGUCCACUCUUUGUAACUGCAGCAUUUUCUAGAGAGUCAAUAUGCUGGUUGAACUAUGCCUUUGUUUAUAUUUUUCAUGACACCCUUGCACAUUCAUGAAGGUGAUUUUUGUUUGUUAGUGUUUUGAUUGUCUGGAGUUUUCUGACAAUGUAAACAUUUGAAAUAAGACAUUUUAGUUCCUGCAUUAGCCAGAUGUAGCUUUGGAACUGAGCAGGGGGUACAGUGGAUACUAUCGAUAGAGUUUAGACCUGAUCUAAUGGUCCGAGACAGGACUGGGAGACAGGAAUUCCCCAAUUUGAAUCUCGUCCCUUGUAUUGACUCCUCACCUGCCUUUGGGUGAACUGCUUAACCUCUCUGCCUCAGUUUCAUCAUUUGUACCCCGCUGAGGGGGGAGAAAUAACCUACCUCACAGGGCUGUUGUGAGGCUUAUAUAGCCAUUGUCUCUUAAGCGCUUCAAAGACGGAAAUGCUCCUGUAAGUAUUAGUGAAAAGGAAGAUGGUGGAGAAGGAGAAAACCUGCUUUGGGUUCUUGAAAAAAGGAGCCUGUCAAAUGUAGGUUAAUUUAUUUAAUACAAGGCUCUUCCUUUUUUCCCCAUCCCUGACAUGGGUGGGAGUGGAUUGUUGCUUCGGUUACUGUACUGUAUACCCCAGGACUAGUGCACUUUUCAAGCUACUAGCCUGUGACUUCUGGAAAAAAAUAGUUUCAGGCUGGUGCUAUUUCCUGAUGAGAAUGUCUGAGUGGAUUCAGAAAUGAACAUUGUAGAUACGUGCCUCAGAUGGCAAUGGGGAGACGGCAGGUUUCCACUCGGCAGUGAUAGUACCCUCACCCAGACUGCUGGGAUGAUGUGCCUAGUCUAAGGGGCACACUGCUGGACCAAUUCAGGUCUGGCAGGCCACAGAAUUAUAGUGCUGAUGCUGAACCUUCUCCAGUGAAAGAGACGGAACACGUAGUGUGGUGUUAAUCUAGCUUUGGGGACAAAUAGAAACCUAACUAGAGAGACAAAAUAAUUACUUUCAAGGUGGGAAUCUCGACCCAGAGAAGUGGGGCAGGAAUCGCUUUAUCCUUGUGUUUUGCAAAAACCCACCAUAAAUAAAAAAGGACUUUUUUUUUCUUUAUUUGCUUAAAACCAUUAUUCCCGGAUUCAUGUAGGUUUUGCCUUUUCUCUCCCUCUCUCAUGCAUGUAAACUAUGCAAAGCUGGAGUGAGUUUGUAGCAGAAAUGUAAGUUGACGCUAGGCACCAGACCCUUGGCAGCUGUGGAGUGGUGAAGCUCGGCAGACGUACAUCAGCUGGGGGCUGGACCUGCAGUGUUUGUGGGUUCAGUGACACUGGUCAUGUCCAAUCAGUUCUGUUAAAUUAACGCUGAAAUGUAAAGCUACUAAAAAUAAAAUCAUGAACUCUUCAGUGGGGCAGUUUAAAACCUGGAGUGUAAGUUUUCCUCAACGGGUUUACAAAGACGUGAUAUUCAUAGACCAGUCUAAUGAUUUCUCUUUUAUGAGCAUUUCAGUGAAAACAGUUUCCGUGAAGCACUUCAGCAUGUGCUUAAGACACACACAAGUCAAUGGAAUUUAAGCACACGCUUAAGUGUUUUGCUGAAUCGCGGCCUUACUUGGCUCAAGUGAGAGGGGAAUCAGGCCCUAGGACUUAACAGUUUAACAGGGAUUUCGGUUAAUUUUUAAAAAGAGCGAUGCAUAAUUAUGUGUCAGAGAUCUACUCCCCCCGACCCCCUGUGUGCAGGGGUAGCUUCCAUUAAAAUGUCACUCAAAAGGGGGAGUCUGAGUAUGCAGUGAGUGGGAACAGCCCCCUUCACUAGGCACUCGUAGGUGAUCUGGGAGACAAAGCAAUGAAAUGCUAGUCCAAACAUUACAGAUCAAACCACACUGUAGAUUUCCUGAAACGUUGCAUUGAAACCACUUUUAUAAAACAGGGGUGGGUGUGAAAUGGGCCAGACACGGCAGCUCUGACUCAGAAGACAAAUGAUGAAGGGCCACUCAGGCCGUGGAGAGUUGAAGAAAACAACACACACACCAAGGAAACUCCUUGGGGAUAAAAACCAGCUUUGGGCAGAAGAGGGAUUGCGUGCACCCCCGGGUGGGGAAGUUUGAGGAAUUUAGAGUCUUGAGCAUUUAAAUAUGGCUGCAGCCAAGUGUGGUGGCGAUCCCAGAAUGAAAUUCAACCCUUGUGUAAAGCGCCUAAGUGAACUAGACCCUGGACUCCCCUUGACUUUCAAUGGGAUUUAGGUGCCUAACUCACUUAGGCCCUUGGGAAUAUCUUCCUCCAGGCCUUGUGCUGGCUCCCUGCAUAGCAGUAGGUGUGAAUUUCAGUACAGCCAAUGCUUUUCAGUGUAGUUUUGUCUUCUGCGAAUACAGAGAAACAAAGAAACCAAGGGUUUUAAAAUCUAUAACAAUAGACCAGUUCACAGACAUUGGCCUGACUCAAACCAUUCGCGUUGCGUGCUCUUAUUGCUGUUGUUACUGCAAAGCCUUUUUCCUCAGCCGUUGAGAGAACUGUGUGCUUGUCCACACAGCACAGAAAGAUACAGAACAACAGCUUGGGGGUGUUGAGUGAAGGCCCCAGUCUUGCAAUUGGAUUCCAACAGCUGGAUCUUUAACCCAACACUAUACAGCCCUUCCACGUGAUCCAAGUGCAAGAUUGGAGCCUUCUUUCCCCUUCCCCCUGAGAUCUAAGGCUGUUCAGUCAAUGAGGAUUUAUUUAAAGCAGCAGCAAUUUAAACAUAAUUUAAAUAUUAAAAGAAUGGUACUGGUCCUCCAAGAGAGGACAAUAACUGGGUCACUGUUGGCAGUAGCACACAGUCAGAGUCUCAUAUGAUUUUCUUUAAUAGCAGUGAGAUAUAUUGCUUUGAUUUACCAUCAUGUAUAAAAUAGAGAUAUAUUUUUAAGUGUGUGCACAUAAUAAUACACUCUUGGGAUCAAUUUCAGUGAGCUAAAUCAGUUUUGUAUGGAACAGUCUUGCAUUGUAUAUAGAAGUUUAGUUGUUUUUUUCCAGUUCCUUCUCUUUUUUGGGUAUACAAAGAAGUUUCAUCUAGAGGAACUUUCUAAGACAAAGUGUGAAUAUUAUUUUUAUUACUCCUUUGUACAGGAUUCUAAGAGAAACUAAUAAAGGUCAGUAUUCAUGUAA
Molecule: messenger RNA, 5907 nt
Organism: Chrysemys picta bellii (western painted turtle)
Lineage: Eukaryota; Metazoa; Chordata; Testudines; Emydidae
Gene: ORMDL3
Product: ORMDL sphingolipid biosynthesis regulator 3
Biological process (GO): intracellular sphingolipid homeostasis; sphingolipid biosynthetic process; ceramide metabolic process
Cellular component (GO): endoplasmic reticulum membrane
Source: RefSeq, a predicted model, not a curated record